This is a messenger RNA of Prunus armeniaca (apricot), 546 nucleotides long. The record is from the annotation of a GenBank genome assembly. NCBI's taxonomy places the organism in Eukaryota, Viridiplantae, Streptophyta, Magnoliopsida, Rosales, Rosaceae.
AUGAAUUUGCUCAGGUCAGAAUCAACAAAAUCAUACAGAAGCGAAAUUCAGUUCAAUGGACUAGAUUCCCCAGAAUUCAUACAUAGAGAUACUAGAAGGAUCUUCUUAGAGAGACUAAGAAGUGCUUCGAAAAGAGAAACAGAUCUUGGUGUUCCUGUAUUAGUUUCUGGAAGCUCUAGUUUAUCUGCAUUUGACAAUGAUAGGGUCAGACUAAAACAAGUGGGAGAUACUCUGGAAGCUCAAAAAGACAUGAGUUGCUGGGAAAGGGGAAUAGUGAAAUAUGAACAUGAAAAAACAAGAUCAUUCAGACAUGGACCACAUGAUAAUGAGGUGCUUGAUAGAGAGUUGUCCCCUAGAAACCUCAUAAGGUCUUUAUCAGCCCCAGUACCCGGAACAUCUUUUGGGAAACUUCUUCUGGAGGACCGUCAUGUUUUAACUGGUGCUCACAUCCAGCGGAAGCAUGAAGGCAUUGACCACAUGUCCAUGGAGAUGAAACAUCAGAAGAAAGAAAGGUUUAAUUUCUUCUUUGGUGGCCAACAAGCAUGA